AUGGCAGGCUCGCCCAGUCUCUACAGCUUCGCAGACAUCGACUCCCUCGCAACACAACUGCGCAAAUAUAUUCUAAACAACCAAAACGCCGCCCUCAAAAAACACGACGUCUUCCGGGUCGCCGUCUCAGGCGGUUCACUCCCAAAUACUCUAGCCAAAGCCCUUCUUGCACCCGGCAAUGGCUCCCCCGAAGAUACAGCUCAAUUCUCCAAGUGGGAGAUUUUCUUCGCCGAUGAACGCGCUGUACCGCUAAACCACCCUGACAGCAAUUACCGUCUAAUCAAGGAGGAGCUCCUCGACCACAUCCCUGCCAAUCUUGGUGCGCCCAAAGUCAUCCCUAUUGAUGAGAAGCAUGUCGACGAUGAAGACCCAACGGAAUUGGCCGACCUCUACACCGAAGAACUCAAGCGCUCAUUCGCCGCUAAGGAUAGCGUCAAAAUACCCAUCUUCGACCUGAUCUUGCUCGGUGUGGGACCCGAUGGACAUACCUGCAGUUUGUUCCCUGGCCACGAGCAACUCCGCGAAGAGCAUGCCUGGGUCGUGGGUGUGAGCGACUCACCCAAACCACCCCCAAAACGUAUUACGCUUACUUUGCCUGUCGUCACGCACGCCGUGAGCAUUGCCUUUGUCGCUACUGGUGGUGGGAAGAAGGAUAUUUUGAAGAGGAUUUUUGAUACUGAUGAGAGUCACACUUUGCCGAGCGGAUUGGUCAAUACUUUGGCUGGAGAUAAGGUGUCUUGGUUCUCUGAUAAUGCGGCUACGGAGAUCGGAAUCGACGCGGCGGCUGCAUGUCAACCGUCAUUCAGAUUGCACUUCAUCAAUCCGACUGGGCCUGCAACACGCCAUCCCCGCUCUCUCAACGUAAACAAACAUUCCGAUGCCAACCACCACAACGCGCAAUGGCCCCGGAAACCCUCCUGGAAGCCUCAAACUGCCUCAAAGACAGCGAUCAGUCACGACAGGCUCUUCGAUUCCCGUACCGUCCACCUUGACAGUCACAGACAAUGCAUCCAGCAGAAAGAGUCUACUUCCACAGCGCAUGGCGGUCCGGAGUCAACCACGCAGCCUACGAGAAACACAGAACAAAAUGAACAAUUACCAGUCAAAACACAGACAACAACCACAUCAGAGCCAUCAGUUGACGCGCAGCCGAUUCCUAGGACUCCGACGGAACCUGAAGAUGUCAACAUACCACAAGCGCAACCCGUCGCAACGAGCACAAAUCCUCCUCGCUCGCGAGCAAAAACUGAAUCACGAAGCGAGCGCAUAUCGACACGACCAAAAUCGCCCAUUAAACCACAGCAGCAAAAUGACACCAAAUCUGCUCCGAAGAAACCAUCAAUGCCACCUCCAGCACGGCCGACCAGAUCCGCAUCUCUACGCCAACUAUCCGCUCCGAAAAUAAGUAGUGUCGGAGAAGCAAGGGGACACGCAAGGCAUCGAAGUCAGGUACUCAAUACCGGUGCAACCCCGGGAUUGUCUGCGCCUUCGCGAUCACAGGAAAAGUCUGGGACAGGGACAACGACCACCGUCAAACAGGCCCGUCCACAAUUUACAACGUACCAGCAACACUUUAGCCCUAAAAAGGAAAAAGAAGUCCCCCGGAGCGUGGGCGACCGAAGGAAUACCGGCAAGUCUGUUGCUGGUAACGAGGUUGUGAAUGCGUCGCCGGAAACUGCGGCUCUACAGACUGAAUUCCUACAACUCUAUCUCCUCCAUUCGUCGUCGAUACGAGAGAACGCAGAAUGGAAGUUAAGAGCGGAGCGUCAAUUACGGGAUAAAUACUAUGAGGUGGCUGCGUCAUAUAGGAUAAUUUUGGAGGAGGAAAGACGUGCGCAAGAGCAAUUGAAUCUUGAAGCUCUUUACGACUGGUCGCUGGAGUCGGCAAGUCUUGCAGAGGAUAAUAACGGGGCUACUUUUCAAGCCGAGAUUCAGAGUUUCUCGAGAGUCACUCAGGAAGUUGCGGAUAUGACCGCGGCCGGCAGCGGGCGGUACGCUCUAGUUGUUCAGGUCUUUGAAGAAUGGCUGGAUAGGGCUGAACAUAUUAAACGAAGCCGAGAGGAUCAAAACGACUCCAAGGAAUGGGAACCGGAAUACAUCGAUACUCUCGGCCCAACAUGGAGGAAUGAAGUGGACGAGUUGACCGUCAAAGCCGAACUCUGCUUGCGGGAACUACUAAAAACAUCGUUAUUCGUGCUGGACGAAACGAAAUUCUUCGAAAAACACAGCGACUCGGCGCUUGUACGACUCGCCAGAGGACAUCGAGAUAUUUGGACGUCUAUGAUCGACGAGCUGAAAUUAAUGCGCGCCGUGGAGUCUGAGACGGUGAGGCUGGAGCAAGCAUGGAUUGCCUGCGCGGCAGAUCAGGUCCGGAUUGAUCCGGGGAUGGGUUCUGGGGCGGGUAUCUGGAAGAGACUGUAA
Talaromyces stipitatus ATCC 10500 is the source of this 2421-nucleotide messenger RNA. RefSeq names its product 6-phosphogluconolactonase, putative. The record is from RefSeq and is a predicted model, not a curated record. The coding region runs from base 1 to 2421 and encodes 806 amino acids. The transcript is spliced from 3 exons. Gene Ontology annotation, biological process: carbohydrate metabolic process; pentose-phosphate shunt. Gene Ontology annotation, molecular function: 6-phosphogluconolactonase activity. Lineage: Eukaryota; Fungi; Ascomycota; Eurotiomycetes; Eurotiales; Trichocomaceae.